Messenger RNA from Acipenser ruthenus (sterlet), 4010 nucleotides. RefSeq names its product actin filament-associated protein 1-like. The record is from RefSeq and is a predicted model, not a curated record. The transcript is spliced from 18 exons. The coding region runs from base 432 to 2894 and encodes 820 amino acids. Gene Ontology annotation, molecular function: SH3 domain binding; SH2 domain binding. Gene Ontology annotation, cellular component: cytosol. Lineage: Eukaryota; Metazoa; Chordata; Actinopteri; Acipenseriformes; Acipenseridae.
GCUCUAGCUGUUCCCCAUCUGCCAUUGGGAGCUGGAGGAUUGGGCAGGCAGUGUGGUUUUACAGUACCUAGAAGCAGAUUUUCAGUCUGGAAUCUGAGAACACACAAGCCUUGCCUCUCUCUCUGAAAACCUAAACUCCACAGAUGUUGCAUGGCAGGGCAUGCCUACUGCCUGUCUGUCUGUCGUAGUGGUGAGAUAGUGCAGGGGUAUGAAACAAGAGUCUCGCUGUUGAAAAGAAACCAUGCAGACUGUCUCUGAGUGCCUCUGAGAACCUGAGACACACUGGAAGACAGAGUGUAAUGUAGUUCGGCACAGGAUCUGUGGAUUUGAACACUGCUGGUCUGAAACUGUUCUUGGGAAAAGCUUGGAGUUCAUAAAAUUUAGCCGAGCUGCUUCAGAGAGCUAAGUGAUUUGAUGAGUUUGACUGCAAGAUGCGUACAGACACUAUUCCAUUUCCUUCAAGGGCGAUGGAGGAGUUAGUGGUGGAGCUGCGCCUCUUCCUGGAGCUCCUCGACCGUGAGUACCUGAGUGCCAUCGUGAGAGAGAAGAAGGCUCUAAUCACAAACAUUCUUAACAGGAUACAGGCAACAAAAGAACCCUUACACAAGACUGAGAUGCAUAGUGGCCUGCCAGCUCCACCUCAGAUGCCCCUGCCAGAAAUCCCUCACCAGUGGCUGCCUCCUGAUAAUGGCCCCCCACCAUUACCCAGCUCCUCCCUCCCUGAGGGGUAUUAUGAAGAGGCUGUACCACUUAGCCCUGGAAAGGCUCCAGAAUACAUCACCUCUCAUUAUGACUCUGAUGCAAUGAGUAGCUCAUACGAGUCUUAUGACGAGGAAGAGGAGGAUGGUAAAGGAAAGAAGAUGAGGCACCAAUGGCCCUCUGAGGAGGCAUCCAUGGACCUGGUCAAAGACGCCCGCAUCUGUGCCUUCCUGCUCCGCAAGAAGCGCUUUGGACAGUGGACCAAGCUGCUGUGCGUCAUUAAAGACAACAAACUAAUGUGUUAUAAAAGCUCCAAAGACCAGAAUCCCCAGAUGGAGCUUGUUCUGACUGGAUGCAGCAUCACCCACAUCCCCAAGGAUGGGAAAAAGAAGAAGCAUGAGCUGAAGAUCACACACCAAGGAGCAGACGCACUAGUGCUGGCUGUGCAGAGCAAGGAGCAGGCAGAGGAAUGGUUAAAGGUGAUUAAAGACGUUUGCUGCAGUUGCAAUGCAACAGUUGAUUCAGAUGGGGCUGCCUCCAGUUCUCCAUUAUACAAGACAGAGCAAGAAAAGAAAUUGUCAUGUGACCGGCCAUGUUCGGAUGGAGAGUGGAAUCUAGAGAACGGAGUUGCUGAUGUGAAAGAGCAGGGGAAAGGAAAGAAAAACUCAAAGAAUGAGCAGAAGGGCACUGUGAGCAAAGUGGCGGGAAAGAAGAUUACAAAGAUCAUUAGUUUGGGAAAGAAGAAACCAUCGACUGAUGAGCAGACCUCUUCAGCAGAGGAAGAUGUUCCCACUUGUGGAUAUCUGAACGUGCUGUCCAACAACCGCUGGCGGGAGCGCUGGUGCCGAGUGAAAGACAACCAGCUGAUUCUGCACAAGGACCGGACGGACCUGAAAACGCACAUGGCCUCCAUCCCGCUGCGGGGCUGUGAGGUCAUCCCAGGCCUGGAUUCCAAACACCCCUUAGCAUUCCGGCUGCUGCGCAACGCACAGGAAGUGGCCGUGCUCGAGGCCUCUUCCUCUGAGGGGAUGGGCAGGUGGCUUGGAGUCCUGCUGGCAGAGAGCGGCUCUUCCACAGACCCUGCAGCUCUGCAUUAUGAUUACAUUGAUGUGGAGACGACUGCUAAUGUGGUACAGUUGGCAAAGCAGUCCUUCUGCUUUACAAACAGGCGUGCUGUGUCUCCUAACCCCUAUUUGGAUAACCCCACCAAUGGCUAUUCCUGCCCUUCUGGGGUGGCCCUGCAUUAUGAUGACGUCCCAUGUAUAAAUGGAUCGGAACCAGGAGACAAAAUGUAUUCGACUCCAGCUAGCAGAAACUGGAGGGAUGAGGGGCUGUAUGAGAACGCUGGCCUGUAUGAAAAUUCCCCUUCUCCAACGCUUGCUGCCUGCUACUCACCUAAGCUUUCUAGGGCUUCUUCAUCUAAACAACCACCUGCUAACCAGUACAAAACUCCUGCCCCCUCCAAACUUUCCUCUUCUCUGCCUGUCACUAACACCUCUGCUGGGGGGCGGGGAUCAGCUGGGCCAGCCUCACAGCUCAAAGGAAAGAAAAUACCUGUGACCAACGGAGUGGUGCCCAAGCAGAAAGUGGACAGAGCCCAGCAGAAGAAGCCAAAUGGAAACGCUUUGAUUAAACGCAACAAUUCCAAUGCAGAUCAGUACAAGUAUGGUAAAAACCGUGUAGAAGCCGAUGCCAAGAGACUGCAGGCCAAGGUAGAUGAGCUUCUGAAAAAGAAGCAGGAUCUCCGCAACCGGCUGGCACAGCUGAGGAAGGAGAGAAAGGACCUCCGGGCUGCGAUAGAAGCCAAUACAGGCAAGAAAUCCCAGACUGUUCUUGAGGACAAGCUGAAGAGACUGGAAGACGAGUGUAAGCGGAAAGAGACGGAACGCGUCAAUCUGGAGUUGGAGGUGACGGAGGUCAAAGAGAGCCUGAAGAAAGCCAUGAAUGGCGGGGUCACUCUGGGGCUGACCAUCGAGCCAAGGUCUGGGACCUCCAGCCCUCAGUCCCCGGUGUUCAUGCGGCACACUCUUGAUAAUUCCCCCGCGUCCAGCUGUGACACCAGCGAUACAGAAACCUCCUCGCUUCCUGUGAACAGUGCAGCUGCUCUGAAGAGACGGUCCUCACAGAAGACAUCCCCAAAUCGAGGUCAUGUUCUUCGGAAAGCCAAGGAAUGGGAAAUGAAGACUGGCACCUAGACAAUAUUUUCGUUUUUUAAUAUAUAUAUAUAUAUAUAUAUAUAUAUAUAUAUAUAUAUAUAUAUAUAUAUAUAUAUAUAUAUAUAUAUAUAUUUAUAUGCAAAAGUUAUGAGUUGAAUGACUGAAAACAAGAAUGCAAUUCCUCCUGAUCCUUUUUAAAAAUGCCAAACAUAUUUAAAAAACAAUACCAAUAAAAUUUAAGUUCAUCUGUUAGAGGACCAAAAUUUGUAUGCAUAUGUAUGCAAAUUAGAAAAAAUAGUUAUUUAUUUGUAAAUGUUUAAGUAAAUAUUACGUUGCCUUUAUUAUUUAUAUUGAUUUAUAUUUAAUGCUUUUUCAAAUCGGGCCUCCCAGUGAACAUAUUAUAGUACAGUUUAAUAGAAAGUUAUUUUAGUGCUGUAAAUCACAUAACCGGUUGGUUUCUUACCAUAUAAAGUGUAUUGUAAAAUCUCUGAAUCGGUAAUAAAAAAAAAAAGUGUUAUGCAUGUAUAGAUUUACAUGCAGUUAUUUAAAAAAUAGUGAUAUAUAAAGGUGUAGUACCAAAUGUGAUACAUUUGAUUCACAUGUUUCAUUAAUUUUAGUACCAGGUAUACUAUCCCUUUAAAUCUCAUGGUUUGUGUUUUGUUUCAACAUUCAGAAACAGGUCUUUGUUGAAGCUUUUUUUAAAAAAAUUAUUUUACAGUAUUUAAGAUUGUAUGUCAUAUUAUGGAAAAGAUAGUGGGCUCUAUGUACUAAUAUUACUUGCGUGUUCGUAAGUUCUUCGAAUUCGUAGCCUCCGUCCUUCGUAGAAUUUUUGCGUGCGAUGUACUAAGCAGUUCUUUUUCGUGAACAACUGCUGUAAUAUCGCCGCAAGUUUACGAACAGCAUAAAUUACUGCUCAUUAUACAGGAGAGAUCAGAGUUUGCAUCUCAUUAUAAAUAGAUUCGCAACUUCCUUCUGGCAAAGAUAAAUGAUUGGUAUAGUGAAUAGAAAGUUGCAGGCAAAUAUAAUAGGAUCGAGCUGUGGCUUCUGCAGACUCCGACCUUGAUGCAACUAUGGAACCGGCCAAAAAAAAAAGGAAAACAAACUUCCACAAAGACGAAACUGACCUGUUAGUGAAAUGGAAAAAAAGUCAGGAAA